Messenger RNA from Microstroma glucosiphilum, 1050 nucleotides. RefSeq names its product NAD(P)-binding protein. The record is from RefSeq and is a predicted model, not a curated record. NCBI's taxonomy places the organism in Eukaryota, Fungi, Basidiomycota, Exobasidiomycetes, Microstromatales, Microstromataceae. The coding region runs from base 32 to 904 and encodes 290 amino acids. The transcript is spliced from 6 exons.
GUCCUUGCAACAACUUUGCUAACUCGCAAUCAUGCCGAAAGACGCAGCACCAGAUGUCAUGCCCUCAUUGGUCAACACUGACCUCUUCAGCGUAAAGGGAAAGGUCGCAGUUGUCACAGGAGGAGCCACCGGAUUGGGCCUGAUGAUGGCUGCAGCCUUUGUGCAAAACGGAGCAAAAGUCUACAUCGCCUCGCGAAAGCUUGAGGACUUGAAGAAGGUCGCCGAGAAGCUGAAUGCCACUAGCCCCAACAAGGGUAGCGGCCCAGCUUGCAUCCCUGUCCAGGCCGACAUUGGCUCCAAAGCGGGCUGCGAUGCUCUAGCAAAGCACAUCAAGGACAAUGAGACGGAGUUGGACAUCCUGGUCAACAAUUCGGGUCUCACCUGGGGUGCACCUAUGGACGACUUUCCCGAGGACAAGGGAUGGGACAAGACUUUCCACUUGAACGUCAAGAGUCAGUUCUACCUGACUGUAGCGCUGCUGCCUCUGCUGGAGAAGAACAAGUCAAACACUAAGCCCGCUUCGGUGAUCAAUAUUGCCUCGACCGCCGCUUUUGUUCCUGUAGCAGAGUCAGGCCUCUCUGCGCCGGGCCAUGGUACUUGGAGUUACCAACCGUCAAAGGCCGCAUCCGUCCAUCUCACACGUACACUAGCCACGUCUCUCGCAGAGCGCUUCAUCCUAGUUAAUGCCAUCUGCCCAGGCGUCUUUCCGAGCCGCAUGACCGCCUUUGCCCUCAGCGAGAACAAGGAGGCAUUGGAGAGCAUCCAGCCCACUGGCCGAAUCGGAACACCGGAGGACAUCGGCGGUCUUGCCGUCUUCCUAUCGUCCCGAGCUGGCUCACACGUCACUGGGACGGCUACCGUGAUUGACGGAGGUAACUCGCUGCAGUUCAUGCCGCGGCUGUAGUGAGAGAAGGGAGAGGAAGCCGGAUACAACGGGAGCAUGGCAUGGGGGUCCCUCACGGCAUUGUUUUCAUCCUGUGCUCAAUUCGUUCGGUCACUUUCACUUUAUUCUGUUUGUGGAAUGGAUAUAUGUAAUUGCUCCAGUGACGA